Molecule: messenger RNA, 2636 nt
Organism: Folsomia candida
Lineage: Eukaryota; Metazoa; Arthropoda; Collembola; Entomobryomorpha; Isotomidae
Gene: Clk
Product: circadian locomoter output cycles protein kaput
Exons: 12
Coding region: 674-2470 (598 amino acids)
Biological process (GO): regulation of transcription by RNA polymerase II; circadian regulation of gene expression
Cellular component (GO): CLOCK-BMAL transcription complex; cytoplasm; nucleus
Molecular function (GO): RNA polymerase II cis-regulatory region sequence-specific DNA binding; DNA-binding transcription factor activity, RNA polymerase II-specific; protein dimerization activity
Source: RefSeq, a predicted model, not a curated record
UGCUUACUUCCCUUUGGCUUGCGUCACAUUGAUGUAUUUUUACGAAACAUGAAAUAAAUCAGUAAUAAAGGGAAAAAGUGUAUCAAUUUUCAUGAAAACAGAAGACUCGUCUAAUUUUUGAAAGUAAUGCAAGUCUUAGAUGGACAUGGAUACAAAGAGAGAAAGUGCUUUAGUUAUUGACGAGCGGAUUUGUCCUCCAUUUCUCCUACCUUUCAAUCUCGGCACGACUUUCUCCCUGGUUAUUAGAGGUGAUCCAUCCAAUCUCUCUCUGGAGAAAGUGGGAGGGUUUUCUCCCACUCCAAUCUCGCCGUCUGGUGUAAGCUCCCCGGAAUGAUUCAUAGUUGAGAGAAAGGAGUCCACAUUAUUGGUGGCAUUUUGAUGAGAGGAGGUUGUGUUGAGACUCCGAAACAGAAAGGAGAAAGUCGGAGAAAGUUUGUGUGAUUCUUGGGACCACAGUAGUUACAUACCUGGCUGGAGAGUUGGAUCUAAAUAUUUUCAGAAAUGGCGUGCAAAAUUUCUGCCUACUUUGGAUGUUAUAUACAUUCCAUAAUUUUAUAAUUCGCCAAAACAAAAACAUUUAAGGAGACAACUAAUUGUCGCAUUGGAUCUGGCCGACUGAAUCGACAGAGCUGAUUAGUAACAACACUUAUAAGCCUUGAAAUUCUUUACCAUCAUGAGUUAUUCAAGCACAAAAAACUCCGAAUCCACAGCAUCUCAUAAUUCUAUAGACACGGAUCCAAUUGAUGAAGAAAUUGACGAAGAGAGAGACGACACGAAAAGAAAGUCUAGGAAUUUAUCCGAAAAAAGGCGAAGGGAUCAGUUCAACGUCUUAGUAAACGAGCUGUGUUUCAUGGUUUCAAACUCUACGAGAAAACUGGACAAGUCCACCGUUCUAAUAGCUACGAUCAACUUUCUCAAAACUCACAAUGAACGUUCUGCCCAAUCUCAGUCUCAAGUUGAGGAGACGCAAGAGAAUUGGAAACCAUCCUUUUUAUCCAGCGAAGAAUUUUCGCAUCUCAUGAUGGAAGCUUUGGACGGGUUUAUCAUUAUCCUAUCAAGCAAUGGGAAGAUAUUAUAUUUGUCGGAAAGUGUCACUUCACUACUUGGAUACUUGAGCAGUGACCUUGUCAACUGCUCAAUAUACGAGUACGUGUGCGACGAGGAGAAGGCAAAAUUGCUAAAUGUCCUCUCCAGUAGGAACGUCGAUGACAAAACACGAAAUAACGGGGGUGUUUCAUUGACCGUAAACUUUCGUGUUGGGGACUUUGGAUCCAUGGAGGAAAAUCAUAAGUGUCAAUUAGUCAAACUUAUGGGUUACUUUAAAAGGUGGACUUUGGCAGAUUGCGUGAAUGCUGACAUGACUUCUGAGAAAAAUGAGGGGGAGGAGUUUUCCGAAUCCAAUGACUCAAUCCAUAGUGCCAACUACAUAUUCGUCGCCACUGGGAGAUUACUUAAUGCAAACCUGGUGCGAGAAAUGUCCGUCGUGGUGGACACGGAAAAUCACGAGUUUUCUUCAAAGCAUUCUUUAGAGUGGAAAUUUCUCUUUUUGGACCCCAGAGCGGAAGUGUCAAUUGGUUACUUACCAUUCGAAGUGUUAGGCACUUCAGGGUACGACUAUUAUCAUGCUGACGAUGUGGAGAAAGUUGCCCUGUGUCAUGAACAGUUAAUGCAAAAAGGAGACGGGAUCUCUUGUUUCUACCGUUUUCUGACGAAAGGACAACAAUGGAUCUGGUUACAAACAAAGUAUUAUGUAACGUAUCAUCAGUGGAACUGUAAACCAGAGUUUAUUGAAUGCACUCAUCGGGUUGGCAGUUAUUCCGAUGUGAUGAAACAUAUUCGUGGAGACAAUGCAUUUUCGUCAGCUCCCCAGUUGGGCGACUCUUCACCGCUUCCUAGCAAGCGUCAAAAAUUAGAAACCAAAAGGUCCCUUCCUGCUGCAUUACAACCCAUGAUGAAACCUAAGAAAUCGAAUACCAGUCACCAAUCGAAAGCUGGGGUACAAAUAAGUUCUCGUCAAGAGUCCCCAGCAUCAGUUAUAGUAAAACUAACGAGUUCUGAAACAAUGCCAAAAAAAGCUCUCUCACAAAUGUCACAUUAUAAUCCUCAAAUCAUCCAACCGAUGGAAUUUUUUCCCGUUUCUUCAUUCACCACGCUCGAUGAUGUCCCAAACAAAGAUAAGUUUAUACAAACUUCAAUUCCAAGACAUGCUCCUCCUGGACAUGUUCUUCAUACUCAUUUUCAUGACGAGGUGAAAGUUUCAGAAAAAGUUAUGCAUUCGGAUAAUCUCCAGAAGCAGCUCCUCAUGAAACGUGAACAGUUGCAGCGACAAAUCAUACAACAACAAGACGAGCUACGCCACGUUUCCGAACUGCUUAUUGCGCAGUGUGGCUUUCUUCCUGACCGUGUCCCUUCCCAACAGACAGACGCCACCCGUGACGACGAGCCGCCUGUGGUGACACGUUUGUCGUAGAUGUAUGCAUACAUAUGCAAAUACACUUGGUUAUUUAAGUCCGGUCAAGUAUAUGUGCAUGUAUAUUUACAUACAUAGCCGUCCGAAAAUGUGAGCUAGAUUCAAACAAUUUUCAUGAUUCCCAUAUUUGUGUAUAUUUCGAAAUUUUCAGUCUUAUUGUGAUACC